AUUAAAGAAGAAGCUCUCUUCCCCCUCCUUCCCUCCCUCCUUCCCUCUUUUCUAUUUUUCCCUCCUUCCUCUCUCUCUCCCUCCCUCUCCUCCGCUUCCCUCCUCCGAUCUCUUCUCCCGCCAAUUCUCUCCGGCCGUCGAUCUCCAACCGUUUCCGGGAUCGCGUGGGAAUUUCUUCUGUCGGAUUUUGUCUUGCCGGCCUCGAUCGUGCGGGAGGUGCGAUGUCCGAGGUAGGAGGUUCGAAUCUGGCGCGCCCUCCCCCUCUAGGGCCGAUCCGCCACACCCUCAAACGCCACCGCCCCUUCCCCUGCUCCGAUCCCACCUUCGCUCCUCCUCCAGAGCUGCGCCAUCUGCUUGAUCCCGAGAGGAAGAUUGCCGCCGAGGCGGCUGCGGGUCCUGGCGAGCCCAAGGAGGAAUCAAUCUUCGCCAAGCUCCACUUGAUGCAGAUGUUGGAAGCUGAAAGUUGUCGAACCAAAACUGUUGAAUGGGCCGUUGGACAAGGACAUUCUAAACCAGCUGCUAGUCACACACACACAUCAGUAUCAAAAGCUAUUGGGAAGCGUAAUAAUAAGCAAAAGGUUUUGAAAAAUGGAAAAAAUGCACAGCAAAUUCCUGGAUCAAAUGCUGAUUCACCUCCUGACAAUUCUUUGACUCCAAGUAAUAGCUGCCGUUAUGACAGUUCUCUAGGCUUGUUGACAAAGAAAUUUGUCAAUCUAAUCAAGUAUGCAGAAGAUGGAAGCAUUGACUUAAAUCAAGCCGCAGAGACGUUGGAGGUACAAAAGAGGAGAAUAUAUGACAUAACAAAUGUCCUGGAGGGUAUAGGACUAAUUGAAAAACAGCUGAAGAACAGAAUACGCUGGAAGGGAUCUGAUGCAUCAAGGCCUGGGGAUAUGGACAGUGAGGCUGCAAGGUUGAAGGCUGAAGUUGCUAACCUUUAUUUUGAAGAUCUGGCACUUGAUGAAGAGAUAAGAGAAAUGCAAGACUCUUUGAGAAUGUUAUCUGAUGAUCCAAAAAAUCAAAGAUUUCUUUAUGUGACUCAAGAUGACAUCAAAAAUCUUCCUUGCUUUCAGAAUGAAACGCUUAUUUCCAUAAAAGCUCCUCAUGGCACCACAUUGGAAGUCCCAGAUCCUGAUGAUAAUGAUGGAUAUCCACAAAGGCGCUAUCAAAUGCUUCUUAGAAGCAUGCUGGGUCCAAUAGAAGUCUUCCUAGUCAGUCAUUUGGAAGACACCAAUCAGGUCAGGCUACCAGAUUCAGCAAUGGAUAUGUCUGCAGCACAGGAGCUUUACACGCAGGGGGAUCAUGAUGCAGGAACUCUUGCAAAUGUAGAGGUGCAAGACAGAGAUGUUGGUACCAUUUACUCACAACCCUCGUCAUCUGGAAUCAUGAAGAUCAUACCCCAUGAAGAGUCUAACGGAGAUGCAGAUUAUUGGCUUCUUUCUGAACCUGAAGUUGGCAUCACAGAAAUGUGGACAUCUAAUGUUAAUUCGGAUAGACGCAAAGGAACAGAACUCCAUCCUGGCUGAUUUUGUAUAAUUGGAGAUUCAGUGGUCUUGCUUGCUAUAUGUUUCUGCGGGUGACUGCCUAUGCGGCUAUGCCCCUCCUAGAGAGAGAGAGUCACACUGUACAGCACCCUGUUUGAACACAAAAUCAUGCGUUGGGAAUGACGCUCGAGAUUGGCUGUCACACGAAGUGUAAAUAAAAAUGCAAGAAUCCAUCUACAAUCCAAUGAGUGAAAGAGAUCAUUGUCUGAUUGAAUUGGUACGUCCACAAGGUAUUCAUCUUUAACUGUACAAUGAAGCUGUCAUCAUUGGUAUUGGCAUUAUUAUUUCCAAUUAUUUCUCUUCUC
This is a messenger RNA of Nymphaea colorata (pocket water lily), 1846 nucleotides long. Its product is annotated as transcription factor E2FB-like. Gene Ontology annotation, molecular function: RNA polymerase II cis-regulatory region sequence-specific DNA binding; protein dimerization activity; DNA-binding transcription factor activity, RNA polymerase II-specific. The transcript is spliced from 14 exons. Gene Ontology annotation, cellular component: RNA polymerase II transcription regulator complex. Lineage: Eukaryota; Viridiplantae; Streptophyta; Magnoliopsida; Nymphaeales; Nymphaeaceae. The record is from RefSeq and is a predicted model, not a curated record. Gene Ontology annotation, biological process: regulation of transcription by RNA polymerase II. Bases 222 to 1523 code for a protein of 433 amino acids.